Oppia nitens is the source of this 1335-nucleotide messenger RNA. RefSeq lists its product as uncharacterized. The coding region runs from base 1 to 1326 and encodes 441 amino acids. The transcript has 2 exons. Gene Ontology annotation, molecular function: UDP-glycosyltransferase activity. The record is from RefSeq and is a predicted model, not a curated record. Lineage: Eukaryota; Metazoa; Arthropoda; Arachnida; Sarcoptiformes; Oppiidae.
AUGGCAUCAGUCAACAACAAUAGUAGCGGUAAAAAACAACUAACUGUCCUAGUGGCACCGGGUGGAUUUGUCGGUCCUCUAAUGUCGGCCAUAGGCAUUGGCGAAGUGUUGCGCGACAGUGGCCACUAUCGGGUAGUGUUUGCCGUUAGGGCCGACUGGCGCGAUAAGCUGGUCAAAUUGAAUUUCGAAGUGGAACUGAUUGGCAAUAAGGAACAGGUAGUCGUCAAAGAUUCAGUAGAAGCCAAUGUCGAGCUGGUACAGGUGGCCAUUGGCAACGAAAGUCUAGUGGAAAAAGCCGUGAAAAUGUUUGAAACUUGGAUUGAAUACAUACCGGUGCUCGAAGCGGAUGAGCCCUACUAUCGGGAUAUUAUUGACCGGAUUCAACCGGAUUGUAUACUAUGCGAACAUUCAACUGUUUCGCCGACACUAAUCAACUACGAGUGCACUAAAAUAUUUUAUCAUAGUAAUAGUGCUCUGGCAAUGGACAUGUAUAUCGAUGAUCCUCGAUUACCGCCAUCACAAUUAGGACUGUCACUUAACAGCGACAAACUGCUGUGGAAACAGUAUAGAAGUCAACUACAAAAAGCAAAACAAAAUAACUAUAAACUAUGGAAGAGUUGGUUUCAAUCACAUGGAUGUCCGCCAUUAAAAGAUAAUCAGUUUUUAUAUCCAUCUCCCGAUGCAAACUUUUAUUUGACACCCAAAGAGCUCGACUACACCGAUAUUAGGCCACUGCCCGACAAUUACUAUCAGUUUGACUAUUUUAAGCGCACAGCCAAUGAUGAUGUGUUUGAACUGCCGGAUCAAUUGAAACAUAAAUCAGGAAAAUUAGUUUACCUGUCGAUGGGAUCGAUGGGCAGUUCAGACGUUGAUCUAAUGAAACGUUUGGUCGCUAUAUUAGCCAAGUCUGAGCACAGAAUAAUUGUAUCGAAAGGUGUCAAACACGACAAGUAUGAGUUGGCGGACAACAUGUGGGGCGAAAGGUUUGUACCACAGGUAAAGGUGUUGCCAAUCAUCGACCUAUUCAUAACACACGGCGGCAAUAAUUCGGUCACCGAAUGUAUGUAUUUCGGUAAACUUAUGAUAGUGUUACCACUGUUUUUCGAUCAGUUCGAUAACGCACAGAUAGUCGAGGACAGGGGUUAUGGUAUACGACUCAAUCCAUUCGAGUGCACUGAACAACAAUUAUUGCAAUCAAUUGACAAACUAUUAAAUGACACAAAAUUAGCCGAAAAGUUGUCAAAAGCAUCGCAUAGAAUACAAACUGAGAAACAAAUUGAAAAAAUACCGGAAAUUAUUGAUAGAUUAGUUAAAAAUAAAAAAUAAUAUUUGAAA